Messenger RNA from Musa acuminata AAA Group (dessert banana), 1793 nucleotides. RefSeq lists its product as uncharacterized. The transcript has 7 exons. The record is from RefSeq and is a predicted model, not a curated record. The coding region runs from base 108 to 1469 and encodes 453 amino acids. Lineage: Eukaryota; Viridiplantae; Streptophyta; Magnoliopsida; Zingiberales; Musaceae.
AAUUGACAAUAAUUAAUAAUAAUGUGUAAGAUAACAUCUUAAUAGUUAAAGGAACUACUUAUAUUAUUAACAUCUGUAGGAACAAAGGACAUGAUAUAUAGAUAUCCAUGUAUGGACUGAUGUCAGCCCAUGGAUGGAUGUCUUCAUGUAUGAUAUAUAAAUAUCCAUGUAUGGACUUGUUGUCAGAGCCCGUUAACUCAAUAUCCUCAGCACCCACUCACGCGAUCUGCACGUGCCGAGCGUUCGUCUUUUUGAACUCUGGUCACUUAGAAAUUCCAACGGUUAGUAUUCCGUCAGAGAGAGAGAGAGAAAGAGAGAGAGCGAGCGAGACACAGAUGGGUUUGAAGAAGGAAAAGGGCAAAUCCUCUGAGGUCAAUCGCAAGGUGAUCCAAGGAAAAGGCUUCGCCAGCAACGAUCACUGGGAUUUUCUGGAAGAAAUUGAAGCCCCGAUGUGGGCAGAUCUUACUAUGGAAGCUCGAUCCAUGGGCAAAGACAUUGAUGAUGCUUGGUUUCGGGUAUCACAUCCGAUCCAUCAAAUGUCGUCCCGACAACUCAAGAAAUUGUUUCAGAGCAUUGGCAAAGAUGAAGAUAGCUCACACACUUCGCAGUGCCACUCUCCAAAAGUUCCCGAGUCUGUCUCAAGAUCUAGAGGCAAGCAUUACAAAUGCAGGAAGUGGUUAGGAAAUGCUCAUGGUUCUUUGGCUGCAAGGCAACAUCCGGUUAGGGAAUUGGGUGGGAAAAGCUUGGAUGCAGUAACGAAUAAGGCUACUUCCUGGAACAGCUCAAUGAGCACAGUCACAAUGAGUUCAUCUUCCAGAAAACCAUUAAAGGGCUCAGCGGAUGAUAACCAGAACUCCGUUGUUGAGUCCAAUGCUGCAGCUGAAAGAAGCUCAUCAAGCAGUGUUGUUUCUAAGUGCCAAAAGUUAAGACCAAAGUCGAGCUUUGGAGGUCCUAGAAACACUAAGAUUGGAACUUCUAAUGUGGCCGGCAAAACUUCUAGCAGCAGGAAUACAAGAUACUCCACAAGAGAGAUAACAAAGAGUGAAAAUCUCUUGCAGAAUCGCAAUUCUUCUGCAGGUAAAUCUAGUGUAGGUUCCUCUUACUCCCAUGGAAACAUUCUCAACAAUGCCAACACUACUACAAUGCCAAAAAAUGGAAGGACCAAGAAAGUGUUAGGUACUGCAGUAAAAGUGCAAGAAAUGCAAAUUAAGGCCAGAACUCAAUGUUUGCAGCAUCAAAAUAGAGCAAGUGGUGCUAAAUUUGUCAGCCAAGAAACGAAAUCCAAGGUUUUAAAUCCAACCUCAACCAGGAAAACUUUAAGUCAGGUUAAUGGACCAAGACCACAAAAAAAAGGACUUGCAACAAAGCCGAGACCAAUUGCUGGUGCUGUGAAAAAGGAUCUCAUCUCUGUUUGGAACAAAGAGAAUACUAUUGACGGGAAGAUACAGCGUCCCAGAUAUGGAAAGUGAAACUCACAUUACAAGUAAAACCCUGGAAUAUCGCAAGAGAAACUCGACAGCUGAACUUUCUGUUGCUUCACAUGUAUAGAGAUGAUUCCCUUUUUUUCUCUGAUUCCCUAUGAAAACAAUAGUUUUCUAAAUCUGAGGAAAACAUAUGGAAGUUUUUGUUCAGUAAUCAAAAUUUUACAUUUGUCGGUUUUUGCUGGUUAAUCUCAUUUGUGAUUGUGCAUUUUUCUAAAUGGUAAAAACAGAUACUAAUCAAUAUGAUUCUCCAUGAAAGAGGUCAAGUUUGUUGUACUGGAUGAGUCGUAUAUCAAAUUGUAAAUAUGGCAA